UGUACUUUUACAAACCCUCUACGUUUGCGAGUGUUACUGUCUCUCAAACAUGUCGAAACGCCGACGCAGCCACAGCCCUCCCGUUUCCCGCUGCGAGGAAGGUUCUACUCCCGCAGCGAAAAGGCACAUGGCCCGACUGGCGGACAGGCCUCAACAGCGCCGCCUCCUGUCCCGGCUGGCCCCUUCUGGAGGCCUGAAGAUCUUUCAGGCCAGAUAUGAACAGGGCCAUCUGCUGGGGAGCGGAGGCUGCGGCUCGGUCUACGCCGGCGUGCGAAAGUCCGAUGGUCUGCCGGUGGCCAUCAAGUACGUCCCAAAGAAAACUGUGGACUACUACCCCCUGGUGAGCUGCGGGAGGAUGUACCACAUCCCAAAGGAGGUGUACAUCAUGUACAGAGCGACGGCCGGCGCUGACAGGGUUGGUCAGUGCGCCGCCGUCUCCCUCCUGGACUGGUUCAUCCUGGGUACGGACAUAAUCAUCGUCAUGGAGAGACCCAACCCCUGUACGGACCUCAUGUCCUACAGCCUCCUCCAUGACCCUCUACCAGAAAACACGGUGAGGGACAUCAUGAACCAGCUGGUCCUGGCUGUGAAGGAUCUACAGCAGAAAAGGGUUUUCCAUCGGGAUCUAAAAUUGGAAAACAUCCUGAUCCAGGAGACCGAGGGCGGCGUCAGAGUCCGGAUAAUUGACUUUGGGUGUGGCUGUACAGUCAUGGUCCCGCCAUACACCUCCUACUCCGGGACUCCGAAGUUCUGCCCCCCGGAGUUCUUCCUGAAUCGGAGAUACAGAGAUGGACCGACUUCUGUGUGGCAGCUCGGAACCAUCGCUUUUGAACUGCUGAACGGAGACGGGAGCGACUUUAAUAUUUUUGAGUGGUUCGGCGGGAAACUAUCAAUGAAAACAAUCAGUGCGUCCCAAGAAGGCAAAGAUUUCAUCCAGGUUUGUCUGGAAGCCGAUCCAUCCAGAAGGAUAAGCCUGGAGGAGCUGGAGGAACACAUGUGGUUUCACUGCAGCCCCCUGAGCUAA
Molecule: messenger RNA, 1024 nt
Organism: Boleophthalmus pectinirostris (great blue-spotted mudskipper)
Lineage: Eukaryota; Metazoa; Chordata; Actinopteri; Gobiiformes; Gobiidae
Product: serine/threonine-protein kinase pim-2-like
Exons: 3
Coding region: 50-1024 (324 amino acids)
Biological process (GO): regulation of mitotic cell cycle; protein autophosphorylation; negative regulation of apoptotic process
Cellular component (GO): cytoplasm
Molecular function (GO): protein serine/threonine kinase activity; ATP binding
Source: RefSeq, a predicted model, not a curated record